This is a messenger RNA of Didymodactylos carnosus, 432 nucleotides long. NCBI's taxonomy places the organism in Eukaryota, Metazoa, Rotifera, Eurotatoria, Philodinida, Philodinidae. The record is from the annotation of a GenBank genome assembly.
AUGCCAGUCCUGCGACUCCAGCAAAAUCCAAUUGCACGUUCGAAUCGCUAUAAAUCAAGUCGUGUUCCUUUGUGUUUACCCGUGACAUCGGGAGACGAUCCUUCAGCAACGUGGAUAAAACCGAACGAUGAGUUGAGGAAAUUUAUGGAAGUGAAAACAUUUACAAUUGCACAAACAGGAUGUGAUUCUUCAGGACAGCUUGUGCAGCUUACAAAUAUAAAUGUGCAUCUUGCUCUCAGUAACAGUGAUGUACAAACAGCUGUGAUUAAUCAGGCUCUUACAACAUGGAAUGAUGGUUAUUACGUUAUUAAAUUUCAACAGCCGCAGUUGCGAUAUACAAGCAGUUUUUAUCUAGAUAUUGAUCUCAUCGUAUCUAUGAAAUCAGAUCGUGGUUAUUUAUCAGGUGAAUAUUUUUGUGAAAAGUACUACUGA